AUGAUCGUCAGAUGGCAUAAAGACCAGGACUCGACUGGCACAGCACGCCAACAUCGCAGGCACGCCAUGCGAUCCACACCUGUAGUAGAUUUCAUCCACCAGAUCCUGCCACUGCUCGAUGGGGACGGCUGUUUUCUGGUAGUAGGUGGAGGUCAGGAUGUUUUGCCGCAGCACGUUUUCCAGGUUGUAUGUCGAGGUGUUGCCAUACUGCUCGAAUGCACGCUCCUGUCUGUCCAGGGGUACUUCCGGCACUAUGUUGAGAGGGACAUCUGGUGCGUAGAAUCCGCGAUUCAGUGA
This is a messenger RNA of Auxenochlorella protothecoides, 297 nucleotides long. RefSeq lists its product as hypothetical. The transcript has a single exon. Lineage: Eukaryota; Viridiplantae; Chlorophyta; Trebouxiophyceae; Chlorellales; Chlorellaceae. The coding region runs from base 1 to 297 and encodes 98 amino acids. The record is from RefSeq and is a predicted model, not a curated record.